Messenger RNA from Nicotiana tabacum (common tobacco), 2096 nucleotides. Lineage: Eukaryota; Viridiplantae; Streptophyta; Magnoliopsida; Solanales; Solanaceae. The record is from RefSeq and is a predicted model, not a curated record.
UAGAAUAUGUAGUUAGUUCCUCAGCAAAAUCCUCAAUCCAUCCGCCAGAAAAAAAUAUCUGCAACUCUACAUAAUAGAGGCUGAGAACCUUGACAGUGAUAGCUCUCAUCUUCACCAUUCCACAAAAUACCUAAUAAACCCUAAAAAAAAUUCUUCCUAAUAUCAAUUCAAUCAUCCCAAUUUCAAAUUUUCCUUUCCUCUAACCUUAAUUCAUAGUUUUUUCUUUCUUUCUACAGAUGGACUUGGCUUAUUCACCAAUGGCCAAAUGCAUUUCGACGCCAUUUCAAUCUUUCACUCAUCGACCACUCGCACUUUUUUCUAGGGUUUCCAUUUCGGUACGCAUUAAGCCCAAAUUUGCAAAUAAUACUCAUAAUCGUUGGUUGAACAUGUGUUCAGCUUCUAGCUCAGAUACACAUACACUUGUUGCUGGGCAUAAAUCUGUUGAAGUUGAAAGUAACAAAGAGGAUGAAUACGGGGACUUAAAAUCAUGGAUGCACGAAAAUGGGCUACCUCCUUGCAAAGUGGUUAUUAAGGAAAGGCCUUCCCAUAAUGCUAAACAUCGGCCCAUUCACUAUGUUGCUGCCAGUGAGGAUCUUCAGGCUGGUGAUAUUGCUUUUUCUGUUCCGGAUUCGUUGGUGGUAACGCUUGAGAGAGUUUUGGGAAAUGAGAGCAUUGCUGAACUCUUGACAACAAACAAAUUGUCUGAACUAGCCUGCCUAGCGCUUUAUCUAAUGUAUGAGAAGAAACAAGGAAAGAAGUCGUUCUGGUACCCUUAUAUAAAAGAACUCGAUCGCCAGCGGGCAAGGGGCCAGCUAGCUGUGGAAUCACCUCUUCUAUGGUCAGACGCUGAACUAGAUUACCUGACAGGGAGUCCUACUAAGGCUGAAGUUUUGGAGAGGGCUGAAGGGAUCAAGAGAGAGUACAAUGAGCUUGAUACAGUCUGGUUCAUGGCUGGAUCUCUGUUUCAGCAAUACCCGUAUGAUAUACCCACUGAAGCAUUUCCUUUUGAGAUCUUCAAGCAAGCUUUUGUUGCAGUGCAAUCUUGUGUUGUGCAUUUGCAGAAAGUUAGUCUUGCCCGGAGGUUUGCACUAGUCCCAUUGGGACCACCAUUAUUAUCCUAUUGUAGCAACUGCAGAGCAAUGUUAGCAGCAGUUGAUGGUGCAGUGCAACUGGUCGUUGACCGCUCUUAUAGGGCAGGAGAUCCAAUUGUUGUGUGGUGUGGACCACAACCUAAUUCAAAAUUACUCAUUAACUAUGGUUUUGUUGAUGAAGAAAAUUCUUACGACCGCCUUAUGGUGGAGGCUGCAUUAAAUACAGAGGAUCCUCAAUAUCAGGACAAGCGUCUAGCUGCUCAAAGGAAUGGUAAACUAUCAGUGCAAGCUUUCCAGGUGUGUGUGGGAAAAGAAAGAGAGGCUGUGUUGGAGAUGCUUCCUUAUUUGAGAUUGGGAUAUGUUUCAGAUCCUUCGGAAAUGCAGACUGUCUUAUCAUCUCAAGGCCCUAUUUGUCCGGUGAGUCCUUGUAUGGAAAAAGCAGUUCUGGGCCAGCUAAGUGAUUAUUUCGAGGCAAGGCUGGCUAGUUAUCCAACCACUCUAAGUGAAGAUGAGGCUUUGUUGGCUGAUGCUGAUCUGGAUCCAAAAAAGCGAGUUGCUACACAGCUUGUCAGGUUGGAAAAGAAAAUUCUAAAUGCAUGCCUGGAAACUACAGUGAACUUCAUUAAUCAAUUACCUGAUCUCUCCGUAUCUCCAUGGUGAACUUAGCGACUGAACCAAUGAAGUAGUCCAAAAGUAUACAUACGUUUGCUCUGUGCAAUAUGCUGGCAGUUCUACAAAAUCCAUUAAAGACCAAUGUUCUUCGUUGUCAUUCUCCUUGAGCCUAACUCUUUUCUUUUUCUCCCUUUUUCACUGUCACAUUGAGUUUAAUGAUGAUGCUUUUAGGUGUAUAAAGAGAAGGUUCUUGCUCGAUGCAGUGCAUCAUUGUGCUGGCCAUCUAUGUGAUGUUAAUCAUUCUUUGUAAAUAUUGAUUUUGAUGUAUCAUGUUCAAUCUGAUUCUCCAGUCAGAGUAUAUGAUGUAAUGCAUUGUGAAAAUGUUUAUGUUGA